CUCACCUCAUCGACAAAAUCAAGCUGAAAAACCAAUAAAGAGAAAAAACAAAAGUCAUUUUAGUCUUCAUUGAUAACAGAGGAGAGAGAGAGAAGAAGAAGCUUCACGAUCGCAACAAUGGCGGAGACGAAGCCAUUUCUCAAACUUCUUCCUCUUCUUCUUCUUCUUCUGCUUCACUUCCCUUUCUCAUUCUCUACCAUACCUCUCGGCUCUGUUAUUUUCGCCUCCGGUUCCAACCAGAAUUGGCCAUCUCCAAAUUCCACUUUCUCCGUCUCCUUUGUUGCAGGUUCUUCCCCUAAUUCAUUCCUCGCCGCCGUUUCUUUCGCCGGAAACGUUCCGAUAUGGUCAGCGGGAACCAUUGACUCGCAAGGAUCUCUUCGACUUCUCAAAUCCGGCGCUCUCCGUCUUACCAACGGCUCCGGAACCACAGUCUGGGAUUCCGGUACAGAUCGUCUCGGUGUUACUUCCGGUUCGAUUGAAGAUACCGGUGAAUUUAUUCUCCGCAACAACCGAAGCGUUCCGGUUUGGUCUUCCUUCGAUAAUCCAACGGAUACAAUCGUCCAAUCGCAGAAUUUCACCGUCGGUAAGAUUCUCCGAUCUGGUCUUUACUCGUUUCAGUUAGAGAGAAGUGGGAGGCUAAGCAAGAGGCUGCGAAGAACAGAGUCGGGUUUUAUGUUAUCGUAUGGUAAACGACCGUGGACGAAGCUGUGGUACUCAUCGUAGUCAAAUUCAUAUCCGAUGGCCUAGAGAACGAGAAAAUGUUACAAACAAAUUUUAUGAAAAAUAAUCGAAGUUUAGGGAU
Molecule: messenger RNA, 802 nt
Organism: Arabidopsis arenosa
Lineage: Eukaryota; Viridiplantae; Streptophyta; Magnoliopsida; Brassicales; Brassicaceae
Source: the annotation of a GenBank genome assembly